Styela clava is the source of this 2332-nucleotide messenger RNA. RefSeq lists its product as uncharacterized. Lineage: Eukaryota; Metazoa; Chordata; Ascidiacea; Stolidobranchia; Styelidae. The record is from RefSeq and is a predicted model, not a curated record. Gene Ontology annotation, cellular component: plasma membrane. Gene Ontology annotation, biological process: G protein-coupled receptor signaling pathway. Gene Ontology annotation, molecular function: G protein-coupled receptor activity.
CUAUCAAAUUCUUAAGAUUUAUUAUUUUCACAGAACGAUCAAGGCAUUCAAACAAGUACGAUGAAAUAUUUAAGAAUAUUACUUCUAAUCCUCUUUUGUGGCUGUAGUCUUCCUCAAGGCUUGGAUUCCGAAAUGACUACAAAUGGGUCUGAAUAUAACAAGAACGGCGACGCCGAUUCGUUAAAAAAACGUACGGAAGAGCUAGGACAAGCCAAUGAAAAAGAAAAACUCGGAUUGCCCGUCACUACCGAACGAACUAUACAGGCUACUUCUUUAAUACCAACGAUGGCAACGCCUAACGCAGUUAUACAUUCAAUGAUCGCAGUACCUGCGACAAUGGACAGGCCGAUUCCUACAAUGUCGCCGAUGUCACCGUCAGGAUUACGAGGUAAUUCAGAUACCACGAAUACGGAGGGAAAAAUGAAUUUAACCACGCAUGUGCCUGAUAUUUUAGAAGUUGGUACAACUCCAGCAGCAAAUCAAAUCUCUCCUUCAAACGGGAAUACAUCUAAAAGUAAUGCGUCCAAAAGUGAAGACAAAUGGAUAGAGGGCCUCUGUAGUUAUCCAAUUUAUAACAAUCGUGAUGCCUGUAUCGGUGACUUGGACUAUUAUACACAGCAUUUGUCACUCUGUGAGUACAGGGGUGGCGUUGUGGUGUUUGGAAUUUUCGUCGCAUCACUUGGAUUGAGUAUUAUUUUUCUUAACUGCCUGUUGCCUAUUGUUGUAUGGCAAAGAUCUGACAUGAGAACGCAGUAUGAUUAUAUAAAAGUUUCUUUAGCAUUUGCGGACAUGAUUCCUGGCUUUUUAUUACUGACUGCCGUGAUACCGAACAUGGUUUGGGUCAGACAACAUAGCGAAAAACAAGUGGUAGAAAUGCUGCAUAAUGAUACAAACUCUCCUACUGCAGUCAUAGUUGGAUCUUUGUUGACGAUGUCGGGACAGGCUUCUCUUCUACAUCUCAUGUUCUUGAGCAUCGAGAGAUUUAUCGCCAUCACGUGGCCAUUUUGGCAUUUACUGCGGAAAACUCGAACAAUAAUCGUGACUUUGAGUUUGUUAUGGAUAGCUUCAUUUCUAUGUGCAUUUGUUCCAGCCGAAUUUCCGCAAUACUUUGAAUACAUAUUUCAACCAUCUUUGUUAAUUCACUACAUGACGUUGAAAACAAUAAUUGGAACAUCGGGAAAAGUAGAAUACGGAAUACACGGCCCUCUCUACACGUCGAUUACCAUGAUUCUACCUUUUACAAUUAUGUUGGUGGUAUGCAUUUUGACGGGUAUUUCAUCAUACAGGAAAUUGAAAUCAAGAACAAAAACAUUUAGAGCCGGCGGAAAGUUCCACGCCGCAUCUGGCUCGGCUGUUGUUGACGGUAAACAGUCAUCCACUGGCGUGGCUGCAGAACCCCGACUUAAACCAACGACGAGCUUACGACAAAAAUUGCGGCCCGAAGUUUCCCUUUGGGAUCGUUUUGAUCCUAUUUGUAGCGAAGACGUUGACAUGUUCAACAUACACUACUUCAUUCGUUCUUACAUUCUACGGCGGCCUAGCCAACGGCCUCAUCAAUCCGAUAAUUUACAGUUUUCGAGACGAAAGAUUCAGAACAGCAGUUAAGAAGCUAUUUAGCAAAAGAUCAGAAAAUAAGCCAAUGGCGACCACGACUACCAACGCAUCAAGUGGAAGUUGUAAUUCUAAAUUAUGAUAGUGCGGGAUCUUCCAAAUUACAACCAUUAAACGCAAAAAAAUCAUCACCUAAAGAAAUGAAAAAUUAAAGACGGAAAAUAUUGAACAUAUUCGCUUGAUAUUUUUACUGAACGAUCUCGCCUGAGAUCCGUAAAAGAAAUGGAAUGCAGAAGUGGGUUUGGGAGCUGUUGGCUUUACUAACUCCGUAUGAGGCGCAGAGUUUGGGCUAAGCAAUAAUCUUAUCGAAGUUGGAACCAGGGGACUUCAGAUUCAGAAGACCAAGAACUUGGGGAAACCUUAUAAUAACAAAACGGUCGAUCCCAUGGGUUUAGCUUAUAGGAAAAUGCUACCGAAUCAUAUAUUUAACUGUGGUUUCCAGUGUUGAAUAGAAAGUAUACUUUUAAAAAUGAGAUCAAUAAUAGAUCAAUAAGAAUCAAAUGCCAAUUAAUGUGGUGACGUGGUGUUCAAGGACUCGUUUUACUAUAAAAGCAAUUCUGAUAUUGAUAUACUAUCAGAAUACUGACAGUUUGUACCCUUUGAAUUGCAUAUAAUGUUGUUUUUAUCAUGAAAAUGGUAUAUUUCGUAUUAUGUAGUGAGGAUAAAUUUUGAUGAAUAAACCUCAAUUUAUUAAGUAAAUCAAUAGCGUUUUUGGGUUUUU